AGAUAAUGUCAUAGCUGCUUAAAACCAUAGCGAUGGAAACGUUUUCUUUAGCCUACUAAAAGAGAGUCUUCUUCGAUUUUGUUUAUAUUCAGAGCACUAGAACCCAAGGUUUCGCUUUUGGUUGAAAAAAAACACGAAGCGGAUGGAAUCACACGGGCAUGGGUCAGGACCUGCCUUGCAGUUCACAAGCGGCUUUAGUGAAGUAUAUAGACCCAUCAGGACAUUUCGGCUUCAGGACAUCUACGAUCCUAAACCACCUCCACAAAGAAGUCCGGUGGCAAUACGGCCACCCAGCCCCAAACCAGGUUCUCUUCAGGAGCCUGUCGAGCGCAGACUAUCCUGCGAGCCAGAACCGAAGCCCAUCAUGAGGAGGCGUGCAAAAUCUCUCUCGUCCUCCACUGCAAAGGAACGUACAUGCAGAAACGUGCAAGUGCGUUUCGUGGAUUCUCUGGGGUUGGAACUGGAGGAUGUGAAGUUCUUCAAAGCAAGCGAGGACCCUUUGGUGCCAACACACGUGAUCACUAGACUGCUGGCAAGCUCAGAGCUCGCCUCCAAGAAAAACCUAGAGCUCUCCUUACCGUACUUGAAACCGUCCUUUCCUGAGAAUAUGGGUGCGGAACUGAAUUUCCUCGAGAGUUUGUGCCAUCAGCGAGUUUGCCUGGAUCAGGUGUUUUGCACUGAGCUUGGAAUCAUGGGAACUGUGCAGGUACUGAACUUGGCGUUGGAGAAAGAAGUUAUGGUGCGCUAUUCAUUCACGGACUGGAAAAGCAGCGCAGAUAGUAGAGCAUCCUGGAUCACCACCGUGUACAGAGAUGAGCCCAAUUUCGAAUCAGACGUCUUUCGUUUCCACCUGCCUGUACCGCCUUUCAUCCUGCAACCAGGUGCCACGUUAGAGUUUGCUAUCCGUUUCCGGGUCAGAGGAUCUGAAUACUGGGACAACAAUGAUGGAUGCAAUUAUAAACUGAGCUGCCAGACGUACAAACUCAUGGUCCCCAGAGAGUGUGAAGAUAGCUUGGUGCAUUUUACUUGAGUCGUCAUUGGAGAUGUCAUGUGAUACAGUCUUACUGUACACACAAAGUUCUUGAGUUGCAUGAAUUCAAAUUACAAAGCUAGAGCUUUUACACAAACUUCUCAAUAUGUGACACAAAUAUUUAAAAAAUCUUAUUUGUGGAAUUAUUACAGCUCAAAAGCAAUGUAACACUCAAUCAUCACCUUUAUGACAGAAAGAGACAUGGACCUUACAAAACAGAAGUUCAUUUGCCUACUCUCUUUGUGUUUGAUUUUUUCCCUUAUUUUUCUAUUUAAGUUUUUAGCUACACAUUCAAAUAUGCUUACACUGAGGUUUUGUAUGUUUUUUCAUUAAGGUGAUAGUUCACCCAAAAAUGAAAAUUCUGUGUUUCAUUUAUUCACCCCCAGGUUAUAGCUAUUAAAUCCGUAAACUGCAUUCAUUGUCUAUUUACAGUAUGUACUUUGGGGACUAUAGGCAUUUUAUCUCAACAAAAACAAGGCUGUUUAUGUUUUCAAGUUGCAAUGAGAAGUUGGCUUUCUUAUUGUUCUUGACAUUUGCCCUACUGAGACUUUUCUGGGCAACCUCUUGCAGAUGGCAUGUGAGGAAGGCAAUCUAUGUGCAUCUGACCCAGUACAGCUGUAAGGGCACAUGGCUUUAUCAUAUCUGUCAGGUCAAGUCUAAAAAUAUGCACUCCUUGCAAACCAAACCAAAACCUCUUUUUAAAGGAAAUUUGUUUUUUAUUUUUGUCCAGUAGUACAGCAUCCUUUGUGAAAUAGCCAUACUCUAUAGUCCAUCAACAAAACACUGAAUGAUACACUAAAAAAAGCAGGGUUAUUUUUAAGCAGUGUUUGUCAUGACUCAGUGAUGGAAGAACCCAAAUGCAGGCAGGCGUGAAGGGGUUAACAAAACAAGACUUUAAUAAUAUGACAAAAAACACCCACGAUGGGGAAAACAAAACCAAGACUGCAUACAACAAAACAAAAGACUUCUCACGAGAAAGUAAAACAGGAAUCAAAGCAAAAGCAAGGGAGUCCAAUACGUAAAAUAAUAAUACAAACGACAAGCAAGACAGGCAGGCAGGAACAAGACGAGAAACUCACAGUGUUGCACUCACAGGGGAACGUGGAAGAAACACAUCAAACGCAAGAGCACAGGACAAUGAAACAUGAGGGCAUUAAAUAGGAAAGACAA
This is a messenger RNA of Triplophysa rosa, 2200 nucleotides long. RefSeq names its product protein phosphatase 1, regulatory subunit 3Db (gene ppp1r3db). The transcript has 2 exons. NCBI's taxonomy places the organism in Eukaryota, Metazoa, Chordata, Actinopteri, Cypriniformes, Nemacheilidae. Gene Ontology annotation, cellular component: protein phosphatase type 1 complex. The record is from RefSeq and is a predicted model, not a curated record. The coding region runs from base 143 to 1030 and encodes 295 amino acids. Gene Ontology annotation, biological process: regulation of glycogen biosynthetic process. Gene Ontology annotation, molecular function: protein phosphatase 1 binding; glycogen binding.